AUGAUCUCCUCUUCUCGCUACUGGUUUGGAGAGUUCGCUACAGGAUGUGAGUAUUACCGUGCCGUGCAGUACUCGAGUAUCAUAGUUACUGUGAGGCCGAGGGGUAUCAUGUGGGGAGGGGAUGUACCAGUAAUUGAGUACAAGCACCGGUACUGGUAUGAUACAGUACCACUUGCUUACCCCCCCCCACCCAUCUUCAUUCACCGCCCCCCCUCUCUAAGUUACUCUGGAAAAACUCUUGAGGUUCCCCGACAAAUGGCGUCGACAAAGCACUCCAGUAUUGGAGUUAAGCUCGUAUGGAAGGGAGAUGAUCCCAAGGUCGACAUCGUGGCUGUUCACGGCCUCAAAGGCGACGUAUACAGAACAUGGACUGCGAAAGGGACCGAGCCGGACGAAAAAGAUGUCUUCUGGCUCAAAGAUUUACUGCCCGGGGAGGUACCCAGCGCUAGAAUUUUGGCCUACGGCUACGAUGCGGACCCAACCAAGAUGUUUGAGAGUGCCAGUACCAAUAUGAUACAUCAUCACGCGACCACGCUGGUUACAGAGCUGCACUUUUAUCGGAGGAAAGCGGGCGAGAAACGGCGACCGAUCGUUUUCAUCUGCCAUUCUUUAGGCGGUAUCAUCGUUAAAAGGGCGCUGAUCCACUCUGCCAACUGCAACCUUAGCCAUAACAUCAUGUUUCGGUCUAUUAAGGUUUCAACCUACGGGAUUCUCUUCCUCGGGACCCCGCAUAUGGGCGCCGAUCUAGCGCGGUGGGGAAAAAUGGCCGAGAUGCUCGUGCGAAUGGUUUCGUCCAAGAGUUGGGUCGAUAGCAACAGCGUGCUGAUCACAGCUCUCGAGAAGAAUAGCGAGACCCUGCAGAACAUCACCGAUGGGUUCUUAGGGAUUAGCAGAGAUUUCCGGUUAUUCUUUUUUUGGGAGGAACUCAAAACGGCCAUUCCGGGAAUGGGGCCAAACUUGAUUGUUGAGUAUGCAUCAGCGGUGCCAGAGGCUUUGCCGGACGCUGGCAAGGCAUCCAUUCACGCGACGCACAGCGAAAUGUGCAAGUUUCGGGACGAGGGUUCUCCGGGCUGGAACACGCUCGCGGGUUGUUUGUGCGAUUUUGUCGCAGAGGCUCCGACGGUUAUCGAGAUGAAGUGGAUGCAAGAGGAUCGUCGCAACGUCCAGGCGAGGCAUGAUUUGGUUUCUAAUAUAAUCCAGUACGAUAUCCAUGCUGAUGUUGGGUUAUCCCCUCCGCCCAUUAUGCCGAGGACUAGAAGCCCGUCGCCGGAUGCGGGCACCGACGUCCUUGAACCUGCUUUGCUAGCAAUUAAAGACACCCCCUUCGCCAAACCGCUAUCGCUACAAGAAAACAAAUACUUCGAAGGUCGAGAAGAAGCACUGUUCAGAUUACAUGCGAUCCUACAGUCGCCGACCCAGGGCGCAGUGACCAUCUCCGGACUCAGCGGCGCCGGAAAGACUCAUUUGGCAAGGGAGUACUUUUUCAAUAGGAAAAGCCACUAUCGUGGGGGUGCCUUCUGGAUCGAUUGCAAACCUAUGAUGCGAACGCUUUCUACCGAAUGUCUAGAUUUGGGGUUUUGUAUGAUCGCCGAAGAACUGGGACUUCUAGGCGAGUGCAGUGGAAACAGCAGCAGGGCUAGUUUGAACGACGACCCGAAAACGACUACUCGGUUGCGGGUUAUGGGGUGGUUUCAGAAACAUGAGGACUGGCUGUUAGUCCUUGACGGGGCAAACGCAGAAACGGACGGAGAGGUGGACUUGUUAGCGGAAUAUAUACCCAAGAGUAAAGCGGGAAGUAUCAUAUUGACCACUUUGAACUCAUCUUUCGCAGGAUCUGCCCGGCUAGGUGCCCCGGAGAAGCUAGAGUUGGAGCCGGUUACGGACGACGAAGCCAUCAGGAUGCUGUUGCACUACGCACAAAUCAAGAACCCAUCCGAUACAGAACUUUUGGCGGCAAGGCAGCUAGUACAACACCUAGGACAUAUCCCACUCACGAUACACUCUGCCGGGAGUUACAUCAAGGGGAAGAAAGUCUCAAUAUCAGAUUACCUAAGAAAGUACGAAAAGCGACCGUUUGUGGAUCGGGAGGAUCUAGAGCCUUUCCACAUAAUUUUCGACCGUCUGGAAGAGCACAGCGAUAGGUACCAAGAAGCAAGGAAUCUAUUAUGCCUGCUAGCCUUCAUGCACCGGGAGAUCCCGUUUCGCAUGCUGAAGCCAGGAAUGAGAGAGUUGCCGCCUAGUGUCAAACUGAUGGCGAAGGACCGUGGACGACGGGACCUGAAUAACACUAUUGGGCAUUUGCUGGCGUACUCACUUGUUGACCGGUGUGGCCAGCAGGAUGAGAAUAUCCAGGUGGAUACGUUAGUCCUGCAUAGUGUCGUCCAAGAUGUGUGUAUUUCUCGGAUGCGAAAGUCAGACGUCAGGAAGUGGCUCCAAUUUGCGAUCAAGAUGUUUUGCGGCUCUUUCCGUUUCAUGGAAGCUUACAAGCGUUCGGACGCAAGGUUCUUGGUAUCGGAUUAUCGACGGUACGAGGUUCAUGGGUUAAGGUUGCUGCAGCAUGCAAAGAAGCGGGAGGUGGACACCCAAGACUUGGUGAUGGUAUUGGACGAUCUAAAGACUGCGAUAAACGACGAUCAGGCGGGGGCUAGGUGCAGUAUGUUCCGUAGUGGUAGCACGAGUGAUAGUGCUCCAGAGACAUCAUCUCCGGAGAGUUCCAGGAGGCCAACGUGGGAGGAUGACACCGUCCAUGAUGAACCGGAGCUUAUCCAAGACUACGACGAGAGGCAAUCGAGACCACCUACGCGUUCGGGGGCCAGUUCUAGAAAUCCCUCUGCCACUCGAAACUGGAAUAUACCACCCCUCAGCGAUGACCACGCCCACGAUUCCGAUUCCGAGGAACUCUGGGGAGAAACACCAAGACCAAGACUGAGCCCCCGCCCUUUAAUGCCACAGAUAGACCAGUCACGUAUUGAAUACAGGUACAAGCCAGCUAGGCUCCCGAGCGCCUGGGUUCCGGGACAAACGCACGUCCAAGUCCGUGCCAAGCCACCAGAUUCACAAGUCACCCCGGAAACGGUGAUAUUCAGUCCCACGACGCAGCCCACCUCUACAUCAGCAAGCUCACCACAGUCACCAACAGAAGCAGCAGGUGACUCCCCCUCAUCGCCAAAAAAGGGCGGAAUAUUAUCAUACGUCCAAGCACUCUUCAAGGGAGCCUGGACACCCGGACCCCCCAUUCCGACGACCACGCAUUCAGGACCCCAAUGGCCGAGUUCCCCCACUGCGCAAGAGCUCUUGCACAGGUCAACAUUCCCGGGGAACCCCCCCCCAGUAGGAGCCACCGGCCACGGCUCCCCACGUCCCCACUCGCGGGGUAGGACCCCGCUCUCCGACCUGGAUCACCUCCACCGCCCGUCCCCAUUCCCACCCCACAUACCUAACCCCGGCCAUGAUCGGAGCCAAAGCCUUCCCUCCCAAAACGCGCACCCAAACUCCCUCCCUGCACGUUCCGGCGGCGACUUCCCACUGCACGAAGGCAGCCAACCGCGAACCCCAAUAAACUACCCGGGCGAGGGCGGAUACCUGGACAUGCCAUUGGCGGCCCCGCAUCCGUUCUCACCCGGCUACGCACCCUCCCGAGAUACCGACCUAUCCUCCAGCCCCAUAGCCCGCAGCAUCGUUGGACCACGCUACCGCUCCGCGAGUCUCGCCUGGUCCGAACCGAUCUUUGGAUCUCCCCCUUCCCUUUCUUCCUCUACGAAUACACACCACGGACUAUCAUCUCACGGGCCCUCCGCAUCGCCGUACUCCCCGCUGGGGUCGUCUUUUGGCGCGGCGAAUUCGGUCAGCAUGCGCCGGGGCAGGUCCGGCGGUGCCAUCGGUGCGCGAUCGCCCAGGAUUGCGAUGCUGCAGGCGGCCGACUCGCCGGGGCAUUCUGCUGCGCAGAUGACUAGAGUCGUAUCCGAGCCUGUGGGCCACGUCGCCGGCAGCGGACCGGGAAGUCCGGGGUUGGGAAUCGGCGGCAUGAGUAUACCGUUUGAUGCGAUCCCGCGGGUCAUCGUUGCGCCCGUGACCCCGGAUGGCGAGAGCACUGGCGGGGUGUGGGGGUGGAGUGGUAGUAUUAGCGGGAGAAGGAGUAGUGCGCCGGAUGAGCAACUGAACGGGAGUGAAGAUGUUGGAAGCGUGGAAAUGGCUAGGAGUCGGAGUGAUCCUGAGGCAAGCACCGGGGGGUGUGGUGGAGUGGUGGGUGAGGGGAUGGAGGCUAUAUAAGUAUUUUCAUUUUGUUUUGUUUCUCCUUUGGGUUGGUGGAUUGAAGUAAAUUGUCACUGGGAGUCCGGACUUGUGCGAUGGUGUUUGUUGGGUUGGAUUGGAUUGUUGAAUACGCUCCCUUCAUUCCCUUCGGUUUGACAGGUAAUUCCUUUCCCUCUUCUGCCUUUUACAAUUUCUUAGUUUUUGGUCAUGGGCUUGCAUACUGGUUCGCACCAUCCUCUACCUCGAGGAGACGGAAAAAAAUGUUAUCAUAUUUCUUUUCAUACAUUUCUGUGUUUAUUAGUUUUUUGCAUUUGGCGCUAGAUCGUGUGUUUAUUUAUUUUCGUAAAAUUGAAUGUUCUGAAGUUAUCAUA
Molecule: messenger RNA, 4622 nt
Organism: Tuber melanosporum (Perigord truffle)
Lineage: Eukaryota; Fungi; Ascomycota; Pezizomycetes; Pezizales; Tuberaceae
Exons: 8
Coding region: 1-4269 (1422 amino acids)
Molecular function (GO): ADP binding
Source: RefSeq, a predicted model, not a curated record